Molecule: messenger RNA, 2403 nt
Organism: Argiope bruennichi
Lineage: Eukaryota; Metazoa; Arthropoda; Arachnida; Araneae; Araneidae
Product: alpha-glucosidase-like
Exons: 11
Coding region: 192-2147 (651 amino acids)
Biological process (GO): carbohydrate metabolic process; amino acid transport
Source: RefSeq, a predicted model, not a curated record
AAUACAUUAUAAUUGGGAAAAAUGUAAGAAAAUAAAUUCUUUUGUGUGUAUGUGGCGCAUGCGCAGUAAUACGGCUUUUACUUUCUGAAUCUCUCCUUCGGAUUCUAGAUCUGGCAACUGCGUGGCAGUCGCAUUUAGUUCAGUUCAGUCCUGGAGAUAGGUCCCCGACUGUUUCCACUGGAAAUUCAACGAUGGAUAAAAAUUCAGAACAGGCCGCUUGCAAUGGCGGAGACCAACAUGAAGAAGUAGACAUGGACGAUGAGGCAGCAGCUAAAGAGAAGUUAACUGCAAAUGAUCCCUCAAAAGUAAAAUUCACUUCUGUCAAUUUAGAUGGCAAAAAUGGCGAUGCUAAAAUCGACAUCCAUGUUGCACAAACAACCGUAGGAAUGGGCAAAGAAGAGCUGAUGAAAUAUGCCAACGAGCCUUUUUGGGUGAGGCUUCGCAUGUUUCUCUUCAUCCUUUUCUGGGUAGCAUGGAUUGGAAUGUUGGUUGGUGCUGUUAUAAUAAUUAUCCAAGCACCUAGGUGCCCACCUGCACCUACUGCUGAAUGGUAUCAGAAAGCGGCAAUGUAUCAAGUUGAUGUUGAAACCUUCCAAGAUUCUGAUGGAAACGGAGUAGGAGACAUAAAAGGCCUUAUUUCUAAACUGGACUACCUCAAAGAACAGCAUGUUGAUGCUUUGAUGUUGAGUGCAUUUUACAAAUCUGAAGAAGGUGGUAUUGUUGAUCAUAAUGAGGUUGAUGCCAGAUUUGGUUCUUUGGCUGAUUUUGAUGAACUUGUUCAGCAACUCAAAGAAAAAGAUAUUCGAUUAGUGGUUGAUUUUGUUCCUAAUCACUCCAGUGAUAAACAUAAAUGGUUCCUUGCCAGUACUGAAGGUCAAGAGCCAUAUAAAGACUUCUAUGUUUGGGCUGAUUCUCCAUCUGGGGAUAAAUCCACUCCCCCAAAUAACUGGUUGAAUGUUAAUGGUGAAUCUGCUUGGACCUGGAACAAAGAAAGAGGACAGUUUUACCUUAACACAUUUGGAGAAAAUCUUCCAGAUCUCAAUUUGAGAAAUGAACUUGUAAAGCAAGAAUUGAGGGAUAUUAUCAGACACUGGCUAGAAAAAGGUGUUGAUGGCUUCAAAGUUGUUGCAGCUAGUCAUUUAGUUGAGGAUGCGGAUUUACGGGAUGAGCCUGUAGCUACUGUUAAGUCGCAGAGUAAAAGAGAAUACAAUAAAAUUAAUCAUAUCUACACAGUUGAUCAACCUGAAAAUUUGGGAUUGUUUGCAGAUUGGAAACAUAUCAUUACCAACUUCACUACUUCUACAUUGCCAAAAAUCCUGAUGGCAGAAACAUCUGGUUCAAUGAACACUACCAUGUUGUAUUACGGUAAUGAAACGUAUGCCUUGGCAGAAUUGCCUUACAAUACCCAUUUCACUGAAGUAAAUGAACUUAUUACAGGAGAUGAACUCAAGGACCAUCUAGAUAUGUGGAUUAAGAAUGUACCAUCAUUUGGAUGGCCAACAUUACUGGUUGGAAGUAAAGAUGUGCCAAGAUUAAAAGAUCGUGUUGGGGAAGAUUUAGUUGAUGCUAUUCAUAUGGUUGCAACAUUUGCUAAAGGCACACCAUUAUUUUACUAUGGUGAUGAAUUGGGAGUUUCAGAUAUUCCUGCAGAAACUAAAAAUAAGAAACUUAAACCUCAAACUGUAAUGCUUUGGAAUAAUGAUUCUUAUGCUGGUUUUACUAAUGAAACCACUACUUUGCCUGUACAUCCAAAUUACACUACCGUAAAUGUGGAGGUUCAAGAAAAAGAUCCACAUUCUCAUAUGAAGAUUUUUAGUCGCUUACUAGCACUAAGGGGUCAGCCAGCCUUAAAUUUUGGGCUGAAUGAUUAUCCCAUUGUAAAAAAUGACACCUUUUCAUUAAUUAGGGUCAGGAAAGGCUCUCCAGGUUAUCUAGUUGUUGUAAAUCUAGGCAAUUCCAUAAGUGAAUUAGAUUUCACUGGUACGAGUGGUUACUUGCCAGAAACAGCAAGAGUGGAAGUACGAAGCAGUAAUAUUAUGGAGGGUCCCUUAGUAGAAGGGGAACAUCCAAAAGUACCAUUAAAUCGAAUUACUUUAGGUCCUAAACAGUCUGUUGUACUCUCCUUUGUUCCAGUCUUCGAAGGAUAACAGAAGUAGAAGUAAAAAAAAUAUUCCAGUGAUCUGAGAACUAUUAUUAUUGAAUGCCCUUUACACAUUUAAAAAUUGAAACAUUUUCUUUUCUAUAAAAAAAAAAUAAAGUAUAGCAGCAUAUUGACUUCAAUUCUCUGUGGAUUUUAUAUUAAUUUUGCGUUUAGAUUUACGAGCUGUCUAUUGUAUUGUACUUUAAAUAUUUGUUCUCUGCAUCAAAACUGAACUCGUUGCAAAUAAAAUAGAUUCAACUGCA